Pantherophis guttatus is the source of this 4328-nucleotide messenger RNA. RefSeq names its product exocyst complex component 4 (gene EXOC4). The record is from RefSeq and is a predicted model, not a curated record. Gene Ontology annotation, biological process: exocytosis; chemical synaptic transmission; Golgi to plasma membrane transport. Lineage: Eukaryota; Metazoa; Chordata; Lepidosauria; Squamata; Colubridae. Gene Ontology annotation, cellular component: exocyst; growth cone membrane; synapse.
CGACCUUAGCGCGUAGGCCCAGUCAAGAUGGCGGCGUCUGAGGCGACGGGAAGAUACAGGAUCGCGAUGAGCAAAAGCAAGGAUCCCUCCGGCCUGCUCAUCUCUGUCAUCAGGACAUUGUCCACCAGUGAUGAUGUCGAGGACAGAGAACACGAGAAGGGCCGCCUGGAGGAGGCGUAUGAAAAAUGCGACCGCAAUUUGGACGAGUUGAUCGUUCAGCACUACACCGAACUGAUGACUGCCAUCUCCACCUACCAGAGUAUCACUGAACGCAUCACCACUUCUCGCAACAAAAUCAAGCAGGUGAAGGAGAAUCUGGUUUCCUGCAAAAUGCUCCUGCACUGCAAGCGGGACGAGCUACGCAAGCUGUGGAUCGAAGGGAUCGAGCACAAGCACGUCCUGAAUCUGCUGGACGAGAUCGAGACCAUCAAGCAGGUGCCGCAGAAGCUGCAGCAAUACACGGGCAGCAAGCAUUACCUGAUCGCCACGGAUAUGCUGGUGUCGGCUGUAGAAUCCCUGGAGGGGCCCCUCCUUCAGGUAGAAGGACUAGGUGACCUGAGGCUGGAACUUCACAGUAAAAAGAUGAACAUGCAUUUAGUUCUAAUAGAUGAACUCCACCGUCAUCUUUACAUCAAGUCUACCAGUAAAGUUGGACAACGGAACAAAGAAAAGGGGAGGAUAAGUUCUCAUGUGAAGGAGGCCUCGGCUCUGCCUCAUCUCGACGUUACUAACUUAUCCACUCCUCGCAAGUUUGACUCGUCUCAAUAUGGCACUCCAGCAAAUUCUAGCGGAAGAGAAGUCAGCUUGAUGGAAAUCAAGGAAGAUUUAGACCUGGAUCCCGAGGAGAACAGCUCGGUCUUUAUGGGCAUCCUCAUCAAAGGACUGGCCAAACUGAGAAAAAUCCCAGAGACCAUCAAGGCCAUUCAGGAUCGUUUAGAGCAAGAACUGAAGCAAAUUGUCAAGAGAUCUACCACCCAGGUGGCAGAUGGUGGUUACCAGAGAGGGGAGAACGUAGUCCAGGAAAACCAGCCAAGAUUGCUUUUGGAGCUUCUGGAACUUCUCUUUGACAAAUUCAACGCCGUGGCCGCAGCUCACGCCAUCGUCCUGGGACAUCUCCAGCAGACUGUGUCUUUUCCUUCUAGCCAGUACGAUGGCGAUAUUAAGCUGUACGACAUGGCAGACGUAUGGGUGAAGAUCCAAGACGUCUUGCAGAUGCUGCUGACAGAAUACCUGGACAUGAAAAACACACGCGCCUCUUCAGAGCCUUCAGCUCAGCUGAGCUACGCCAGCUCCGGAAGGGAGUUUGCGGCAUUUUUUGCAAAAAAGAAACCUCAAAGGCCCAAAACCUCUUUGUUCAAGUUUGAGUCAUCUUCCCAUGCCAUCAGUAUGAGCACUUACCUGCAGGAACAGAGGAGGGAACUUUACAGCCGGAGCGGAGAGCUGCAAGGAGACCCCAACGACAACUUGAUCGAAGGUGGCGGGACAAAGUUUGUCUGUAAACCAGGAGCUCGGAACAUCACGGUCAUCUUCCACCCACUUCUGAGGUUUAUUCAAGAGAUUGAACACGCUUUGGGGUUCAGUCCCGCGAAGCAAUGUCCCCUCCGAGAAUUCCUCACCAUGUACAUUAAGAACAUCUUUCUGAACCAAGUCCUGGGAGAAAUCAACAAGGAAAUCGAGGGCGUCACCAAAAUUACCGACCCCUUGAAGAUUCUGGCCAACGCAGACACCAUGAAAAUGCUCGGGGUGCAAAGGCCUCUCUUGCAGAGCACGGUCAUUGUGGAAAAAACGGUCCAGGACCUCAUGAAUUUGAUGCAUGACUUAAGCGCCUACUCAGACCAGUUCCUGAACAUGGUAUGUGUCAAACUCCAGGAAUACAAGGACACCUGCAGUGUGGCUUACAGGAGCAUUGUCCAGUCGGACGACAAGAUGGUGAUCAGCGCAUCUUGGGCCAAAGACGACGACAUCACCAGACUCUUGAAGUCCCUUCCCAACUGGAGCAACAUGGCCCAGCCCAAGCAGUUGAGACCUAAAAGAGAGGAAGAAGAAGACUUCAUUAGGACUGCCUUCGGCAAAGAGUCUGAAGUCCUGAUCGGGAACCUGGGGGAUAAACUGAUUCCCCAGCAAGAGAUUCUCCGGGACGUCAGCGAUCUGAAGGCCCUGGCCAACAUGCACGAAAGCCUGGAAUGGCUGUCGGGACGGGUGAAAAGCGCUUUCUCCAACCUUCCGUUGGCCCAGACCUCCCCUGCCCAAGACGCUCACGGCAAAACCGAUCUCCCCCCGGUGUCAGAACAGAUCCUGCAGACCCUCACAGAUUUGGCUCGAUCUUUCCAGGAGAUGGCAGACGCCUGCUUGCUGGUUUUGCACCUGGAAGUCAGGGUCCAUUGCUUCCACUACCUGAUCCCUUUGGCGAAGCAGGGCAACUAUGCCAUUGUGGCCAACGUGGAGAGCAUGGAUUACGACCCCCUGGUGGUACGGCUCAACAAGGACAUCAGCGCCGUGGAAGAAGCCAUGAAUGCCAGCUUGCAGCAGCACAAGUUCCAGUACAUCUUUGAAGGUUUGGGUCAUUUGAUCUCCUGCAUUCUCAUCAACGGGGCUCAGUACUUCAAGCGCAUCAGUGAGUCCGGCAUUAAGAAGAUGUGCCGGAACAUCUUCAUCCUUCAGCAGAACCUGACCAACAUCACCAUGUCCCGAGAGGCUGAUCUGGACUUUGCAAGGCAGUAUUACGAGAUGCUGUACAACACGGCGGACGAGCUGCUGAACCUGGUGGUGGACCAAGGCGUGAAGUACACGGAGCUGGAGUACAUCCACGCCCUGAGCUUACUCCACCGCAGCCAGACCGGCGUGGGAGACCAGACCACGCAAAACAUGAGGUUGCAACGCCUGAAAGAGAUCAUCUGUGAGCAGGCCGCCAUCAAGCAAGCCACCAAGGACAAGAAAAUCACCACCGUGUAGCUUAGUCUACUAGCAGGAGCCCUAUCCCUUCACAGCCCAUAGAAGCAACGAAGGGAAAUGUCUCUAUAUGGGGUAACAUUUGGGUGUUCUGGCCUUUAGCUUCUUCGCUGGGGUGGUGGGCGGAGCAGGGCGAGUUGGAGAUCUUCUCCGUGGCUUGCUGGGGUCCUUAAAUCCGUGGCACGUCAAUGGGGAUUGGUUACCAUUUAUAGGGCGUUGCUUCUCUUGAGCUGUGAUGGGCGGAUAAGGGUGAGGAAGGGGAAGGGGAGGGUUGUCUCGUUGAUCCAGAAGGAUCUGAAUUGGAAAAAAGUUGAGGAGCCGUUUGUAACCAAGGUUCGGCUCUCGAAAAGGGGAGUGGAAUCUCUUCCACACCUACAGACAGGUUUCUGGCUGGCCCAUCAUUGUUAUAGAGUGAUGUUAAGGCAGGGGUGAAAUCUACUUAUCUUCCCUACCGGUUCGGAAGUAUGUGCGCGCAUUAUGUGAGAUUUUGGACCCUCUACGACAUCUGGGUGAGUGGGCGGAGCCUCGCGCUGCUGCCACCGGUUCGCCGAACCACCCGGUUUGCCUAAACCGGUGACAACUGGUAGCAUUUCACCCCUGUGUUAAGGGUAUUAAUCAUUGGGCCAUGUUAUUAAUAGGUGUUCUUUCCAGAAUUUUGUUUACUUUUCAAUAUUUAUCACAAUUAUCUUCACGCAGGACUGUGCUCCAUUUAAUCACUCGAUGGUGUUGAGGAUAUAUAUAUAUCUCUGCUAGAGUUUGGGUCCUUACGGCUAGCUUUAGAACUUAGUAGCAUUAUUUUAUUCUUAUUUUACACCACUUUGAAGAGGCUGCGUUGGCUUGCACUGUGCAUGGCAUCACAUUGGCUCGGUCUCUCAGGACCCCGCUUUGCCAGGAAGGAUUGGCAAGAGGGACCAACAGAAGUCGAGAUAUUUGCAUGGCGGAUGCCGGAUCGUCACGAUGAGCCAAUCCAAACCCACGACGUGACCAGUGACAUUUGAAGGAAUCUAGAGGGAGGUUGGGGAAAAAUUCCCAGGCGUUCACUUCGCAGGAUCCCAUCACAGCUAGUUCAGAACUGAUCAUGCUCCCUUCUGUCUACUGGGGUAAAAAAAAAAAAAAAUUGGGAUCAAUCCAAGACCCUGAUUUUGAGAAUUUGGUGGGCGGUUUCCUUGCUUUAUUAUAAAUAUUUUCGAGGAUGUGAAGGGAGCAGCAAUUUUGAUUGUAGUGUUCUUGUCUGCCUAUUGUCUCCCUGGAGAACGCAAAGCAAAAAAAAAAAAAUCACUUUCCCUGAUCUGAUCUGAUCUGGAUCUUCCAUCCCUCUCCUGCUUGCCUUGCUUUCCCUCUUCGUUCAACUGGAAAAUUAAAAGAUAAUUUUGAAACUC